Molecule: messenger RNA, 2707 nt
Organism: Planococcus citri (citrus mealybug)
Lineage: Eukaryota; Metazoa; Arthropoda; Insecta; Hemiptera; Pseudococcidae
Product: acetylcholine receptor subunit beta-like
Exons: 18
Coding region: 1363-2628 (421 amino acids)
Biological process (GO): regulation of membrane potential; nervous system process; monoatomic ion transmembrane transport
Cellular component (GO): neuron projection; synapse; plasma membrane
Molecular function (GO): transmembrane signaling receptor activity; transmitter-gated monoatomic ion channel activity involved in regulation of postsynaptic membrane potential; excitatory extracellular ligand-gated monoatomic ion channel activity
Source: RefSeq, a predicted model, not a curated record
CUCACAACAGUUUAUAACAGACAGUUCUUCGAAAUGUCAACUACUAUGGUUGAGAUGUUGAUGAACUUUUGCUGGAUAGCUUAUUUUUUGAUAAGUGCUCCUCAGGCAUUCGGAUACAGCUGCACAAUGGACAGGAAAGGAGAUGCAGUCACCAAGAGUGAAGAAAACCUCAAAUGCUAUUUGCUUUCAAAUCUUAACCAACAAACCCGUCCUACAUGGGCUGAUACAAACGUCACUAAUAUCAACAUUUCCAGUGGAUAUAUAAAUUUGGAUACAAUGAAUGACAUAUUCGAAUUACAAGGAAUGAUAAAUAUUGUAAGAAUAUUCUAGGUGAUCAAUCUCUCACAACUAAUCAUUUUCAACAAUAUUAUCAAGUUUAUACAUAUUUAGACAUGGCUCGAUCAAGAACUGGCUUGGAAUCCAGACAAACACCAUGGUCAGGAAUACAGUUGACAAAUCAAGCUUUUGCUUAUGGAGAGGUUAUUGGUCCUGGAAAUACAACUACAUCAAACCGUGGAGUAACAUCACACAUAGCACCUUUCAAUAUACGUUCUCGAUGUAAAAUCGCUCCAAAUUCUCGAUUCUUGAAUACAUACACUUGCCAAGUAGACUUCACAGUGGACGUUUUCCACCCACAUAUAACAUUUUCCAAUCUUAAUCACUCGGAUAUAAUAUCUCCAUGGAUCAUCACAAAAACCCAAACUAUAUAUCCUUUAGAAAGUGAUGACACAGACACAGAAUCAGUAUCAGUGAUGGUGGAAUUGAAAAGGAACAUAUCUCCAUCCACAUUCUGUGGUGAAUUUGCAAGCAACUCAUCGGAAAAACUCAUUUGUAAAUUGUUUUCAAAUUAUAAGUAUCCAUCUGAUAUACAAAUAUCAAAGCGUUAUGAUAGAUCUCACAGCAACACGGUAGACUUCAAGUUUUUCUAUGCUAACGUUAGAGGACAUCACACCAACACGUUAGACUUCAAGUUUUUCUAUGCUAACGUACAUGUUUCAGGGAUGUUACAGCUGAUUGGAGAUCUAGAAGCGAGUUGGCAAGAUCCUCAAUUGACCUGGGAACCAAGUAAACACAACAACACUUAUUAUCUGAACAUUCAGAAUUACUCUCAUCAAAUAUGGAAACCCCAUUAUGAACCAUUCAAGCAGAUACUCACACCAUUAAUUUUCAAAUUUUCUAUAGCGCAGCUUCUCUCUUGAGCAGAAUGGAUAACAACUAGUAUCACAUGAAGGAUUAGUAACACUUUGGGCAACGUCCAUCAGCAUACAAACAACAUGCGAAGUCUCAAAACAUGCACCAUGGAACCAUCAAAGAUGUGCCAUCAAAUAUAGUACCGGCCAUUACGUUCUAACAGAAUGUCACAUGCAAACUGCAACUGAAUCACCAUGGAUAGCCCAUAUAUAUGGCUGGAGCGACGGCAUGCACAAUGGCAAACAUUUCACAACCUUACCUAUUAAAUUAGAGAGAAACGACAGUCAUUUCAAAUCCAAAAGAUGCAUCUCCUUUGCAGACAGCAAUGAAGAAGAGCUCGAGUGCCACUUACUUUCAAAAACCAAUAUCACUAAACCAUCAUCUGGAACAUUUCUGUUAGGCCCACAAGUAGAUAUGAUGAUCUCAUAUACAGAUUUGAAUAUUGAAAAUGGAAUACUUGUAACAAAAGGAGAACUAGUAAUGAAUUGGGAAGAUGAACGAAUGGUCUGGGACCCGAAGAAAUUUGGAAAUCAGUCUGCUAUAAAAAUUGAAAAAGAUGCAAUGUGGAAACCAUGUUUUGUAUUGAGCAACGAGGUAUUUCAAGAUUCUCUAAGUAAUGAAUCAUACGUUGGUGACUUGGAGAAUACAACAUGCAACAGUGGUUGGGUUUAUUUGAAAGUAUUUUCAAAUGGCAAUAUGACCUGGGCUUCGCCAAUGAAUCUUGAAACAAAAUGUAACAUGAGCUUUAAUAGUUGGCCAUGGAAUCCUCAAACAUGCCACCUCAAUUUCACAAUUAAUACAUUAGAUGUGACUUUGAAUUUAUCUCAAAAGAUAGAGCUGUCUGGAACUCUAUGGAGAAUCACCAAAAUAACCAGAAAGCACACCACACAAAACGAUUUCAGAUGCACAGUUGAAAUCACAUUGAAAAUGAAAAGCAAUUUGUUGCAGGUCAUAGUGUGUUUCUUAUUUACAGGUGUCAGUUUAGUAACAUUGUCAUCAUUUUUGAUAUCACCAUUAAAUAGGACCAAACCGGUUUCAAAAGCAUCAUCUCUGCUACUUCUUGUAAUCUUCCUGGUAAUAUUGAUGAAUUCAAUACCUCAUUUCACCACACAUGCUUCUAAUUUUGUGGUCGGAUACGUCGUGUUAUUAUUAAUGGUGGGAAUAUCUGGCUGUAUCACUGCCUACUAUGUUCGAUUAGCAAGAAAAUUACUUUCAUAUAACGCGUUUCUGGACAUGAAAAUCUCACACCCGGAAGAAAACAGAUACGAAAAUGACACCAUGAAAACAGGAUUGAUAGAAACCAUUACAUCCGCAGAUGACGAAUCGUCGAACAAAUCCCAAAAUGAAUGGUUAAAAGUAGCUAAGAUCAUUGAAUAUUCAUCAUUUACGAUUUCCUUGAUUGUUGUUCUACUUCUUAUGACGAGUUUGAUGAGUUGAAAUAACGUUUAGAUUUCGUAUUGGUCUUAUUGUUAUUUUAUGUCUAAUUAUUGACAGUAUCAUUAAAUUCAAAAAUUCA